GAACAGUUCCAUUGUCAAGUAUCUAUUACUUCAAACCAUUCCAACCCAAACAAGCCACAAUGACCCAGAAGACCGUUUUCCAAGGCGACGAAAAGUCGGAAGCCCACGUCUCCGUAGCCUCGUCCGUCUACUCCGAGAAGCAAGGGGCAUCCUGCACCGUGCAUGGGCCGUCCCAGACGCCUCAUCUAGACCGUCAGCUUCAACAGCCCCAAACCAAAGAGAUCCUGCAGGCACUAACGGUGGCUCUCAAUGAUAUUGCGGAUGAGCGCCAGUGCACCAAAUGUGCGGUGGAAACCGCUUCGGGACUCUUGACGGGGUAUGUCCGUGAGGUGAAAGCGGCCAAGAAGAGUGGCCAAUAUUCCAAGGAGGAGAGGAAGGCGCUGAAGAAGGAAAUUAAGGGUUUGGGUAGGGGGGUCAAACGCGACGUUAAAGCGCUGUGGUUGGAAGAGAAAUAGGUCUUGACUUGUAAUUAGAUGUCAUGGCUUUUGUGUGUUAUUGGAGUCGGGGCGUGUUUGUGAAGUGAUUAAUGUGUUUUCUUUCACUGUUUAUCUUUCGGAGGAUUGAAUUCCUUACUUGGGUUUCA
Aspergillus pseudonomiae is the source of this 583-nucleotide messenger RNA. RefSeq lists its product as uncharacterized. The transcript is spliced from 2 exons. The record is from RefSeq and is a predicted model, not a curated record. Bases 60 to 455 code for a protein of 131 amino acids. Lineage: Eukaryota; Fungi; Ascomycota; Eurotiomycetes; Eurotiales; Aspergillaceae.